Acipenser ruthenus (sterlet) is the source of this 4459-nucleotide messenger RNA. Its product is annotated as thioredoxin domain-containing protein 11. The record is from RefSeq and is a predicted model, not a curated record. Lineage: Eukaryota; Metazoa; Chordata; Actinopteri; Acipenseriformes; Acipenseridae. The coding region runs from base 356 to 3004 and encodes 882 amino acids. The transcript has 14 exons.
CCUUUUUAACAGCCUAUCAAACUGGGCGCAGUUAUAGUUUGGGACUAUCUCAAAAGUACGUAACAGACUGUCACGGUAGUUAAAAGGCUGCUAUUUGCAACCAUCAUAUACUCUGUUUUACAUUCUGUUUCCUAAGAAGCACUUCAGCGAUCAACCCUAAGACUACUUUGCUGCUGAAGCCAAAGCGGAAGCAUUGGGGAGUACGUGGCGGUGAGGGGUUUGUCUGAUACACACCGGGCUCUGAGGGCUUGGAGUCGGUCACUAUUCAAAUAAAGCGGGCUGUGCCAAAGGGGCCUAGUUCCCUCCCCCUGUCCGGUGUCGAGUUUAUAAAUGGGAGUGACGGGGUGAGCUCGGAAUGCUGCUCCGGUUGCGGGGUUCUCUCCGGCAGGUGGUGAAUCAGAUGGCCCGGAGACCUGCAUUGCUGUGCGGAGCCAUCGUGCUGAGCUGCAGCCUGAUUCUUGCAAUAACGUUCACCUGCAGUGAGACGAAGCAGGUUGUGUUCCCCGCUCAGCCGCCCACGCGGUUCUUCUCUCCCGAUUCCCCGGUAGUGGACCUGUACCUCGGGCAGCUGGACGAGGCGGAGUCGCUGCGCAGCGCCUCCGAGGUCUCGCUGCUCUAUUUCUACGCUCCCUGGUGCGGGCAGUCCAUCUCCGCCAGAGGAGAGAUCGAGCAGGUCGCCAGGAAGCUGGCAGACCAGGUGCAGUUUGUAGCUGUGAACUGCUGGUGGAACCAAGGGAAAUGCAGGAAGCAGAAUAACUUCUAUCACUAUCCCGUCAUAUACCUGUAUCACAGAAGGUUUGGCCCCAUUGAGUACAAUGGCCCCAUCACGGCUGCCUAUGUGGAGAAGUUCAUUCGCAGGGUGAUCACUCCUCUCCAGUAUGUUCCUUCCCGGGCCGGACUGCAAGACUUCUUGUCUCAUUAUGAGCCAGGGGUUCUGGGGUACUUUGAGUUCAACGCCUCUCCACAGCCCCCUGGGUACCUGACCUUCCUCACCUCGGCUCUGCAGGCUCUCAGGAGAGAUUUCCAGGGUGUCAUGCGUUUCGGGGUGAUAACAAGUAAGCAGGUGGCAAAAGCAAUUUCACUGGACGCUCCCGGGACAGUCUACAUGCACAGACACUUCAACACGUCUCUGACGUUCCCGAGCCACGUGCUGAACUUCACCUCAGAGAACAUCUGCCGCUGGGCCUUGGAGCACCGGGAGUGGCUGGUGCGCUGGCUGCGUCCUCACGGAGGGAAGAGCCGUGCUCUGGAGCAGGAGCUGAGGAAGGGGGCCGCGCUGAUCAUCUUCCUGCCCUUCGACCCGCUGGCCCCCAGCCAGCCCCUCGUAGAGGAGGUGGCAGAGAUUGCUGUGCAGUAUCACAGCUGCAAUGGCUCAUCCUGGCCUGGCUUCAUGGAGCCAGAAGUGUGGGGCGAGCCUGGCUCCCUGAGCAGAGCCCCCUGCUGCAACACGCUGGCUCUCCCGCACUGGCUCUCCGUCUCCAGGACUCAUAAUGUCUGUGAGCUCUGCCUCGACCAGGCCCUCGGGCCCUGGCAUUGCCCCUCCCUGGACUCGCUGUACCUCCGAGAGGACUUCUUCACACAGCCCCUCUCCGGGAAGGUGCAGUGCAGCCACGUACUGAGCUCCUCCAGCCCCCUGGACUACUACACUGCCUGCUGCUGGAGUCUCAGCAAGGGCUCCUCUACACAGCAGGACAGCCGCGCUGCGCUGCCUCACAUUGAGGACCGCGGCUCUGCUUCUGCACACAGCGCUGUCACAGGGCUCAAGUGUAGGACUAAUAAGACCCUGAACUUUUACUUGCUGGACUCGGGGCUGCACUGGGAGUUUGCCAGGAGGCUGGGCGCCCCCGAGAACGCCAGCAUGAUGGGGUUUGCCACUGUGCUGAACCUUCAGGAUGAGGUGCACCACGUCCUGAACCAGGAGCAGGGCAUUGUGAGAAACACACUGGAGUCCUUCAUUCAGAACUACAGCGCCCCCUACAGUCCCCUGCAGAGGCACCUGGUUGGGGAGGCGGCGCGGGAGCCUGUGGGAGAGUCUUUAAUCACCACGGUGACCACUCGGACAUUCCACAGAGCAGUGAUGGACCCUGAAAAGGACGUCCUUCUCUUCUAUUACACUCAGUGGUGUGGCUUCUGCUCCGCUCUCAAUCACGUCAUCAUCCAGCUGGCCCGUCUCUCCCUGUCCAACCCGAGACUGGCUGUGUGCAGAAUAAAUGCUGCCAAAAAUGAUCUCCCGUGGGAGUUUAUGGUGGACCGUUAUCCAACCAUUCUGUUCUUCCCAAGCGACAGGAAACACCAAAGCGUGAAGUAUCCUGAAGACGCUCCCAUCACCCUCCCCAACCUGGUCCGAUUCGUGCAGCGGCACAGCAGCCCGCUCCGCUCCUCCUCCUCCUCGGCUUUCCACCAAGAGAAGGAACCGCUGCUGCAUAUGCCGUCUCCACCGGACAGCAGGGCAGACACACGCCAGGGAGAGUCCGAGAGCCUGCUGUCCCAGAACACGCUGCAGGAGAGGGAGGGAGCCGAGAACCUGCUGCCCCAGAACACGCUGCAGGAGAGGGAGGGAGCCGAGAACCUGCUGCCCCAGAACACGCUGCAGGAGAGGGAGGGAGCCGAGAACCUGCUGUCCCAGAACACGCUGCAGGAGAUGGGGGGAGCCGAAAGCCUGCUGCCCCAGAACACGCUGCAGGAGAGGGGGGGAGCCGAGAACCUGCUGCCCCAGAACACGCUGCAGGAGAGGGGGGGAGCCGAGAACCUGCUGCCCCAGAACACGCUGCAGGAGAGGGGGGGAGCCGAAAGCCUGCUGCCCCAGAACACGCUGCAGGAGAGGGGGGGAGCCGAGAACCUGCUGCCCCAGAACACGCUGCAGGAGAUGGGGGGAGCCGAAAGCCUGCUGCCCCAGAACACGCUGCAGGAGAGGGGGGGAGCCGGCGGGGCUGCCCAUGAGGAGAGCCUGUCUCCAUCGGACAGAGGGUCAGACACACACCCGGAGGGAUCCCCUUGUAAAUGAGAUGUGACUCAAGGGGUCUCUCCUGCUUGAAUGGAUCAAUAUUGGAGGGGGAGAUGCAGCCAGACUCCUCUCAACACUGUCUAAGUUUUACAAUCGGCUACUGAUGUUGUUUUAACAAGACGGCACACAUUUUGAUUUUGUAUGUUUCGGAAGGUUCUUUUUUUUUUUUUUUUUUUUCCCUCGAGCAAACUGUCAUUAAAACAAUGUCUUUUUUUUUUUUUUUUUAUGUUCUAGCAAUUAUGCAGAACUUGAUGAUGAUGAUGAUGAUGAUAAUAAUAAUAAUAAUAAUAAUAAUAAUAAUAAUAAUAUUUAUUUUUGCAAGACUUCCCUGCAGUCAAGAAGAAUCUGUUCUUUUUAAAAAUAAAUAAAAGAAAUGCUGCAUUUGUUUACACAUCAGAUGUUGUAAAAAAAAAAAUAAUAAUCUGUGCAAGUUAAACUGUGGGUUAAUUUACUCGGCUUUUGCGAUGUUUACUUAUCUUCAGCUUUUUAUAAAGACAAUUGUGUUGUUGGCAGAACAGUGGAGCAAUGGAAAAAUAAGCAUGUCCAUUCAGACUCUGCGUUUCAAGCGGAACGGACUGUAAUGUAGAACAGAAAUGACUUGCAAGCAUGUGGAAAGUAACUACAAAGUUUUAUUGAGUUACAGAAGGUACACAAAGCCAUGAGAGCAGAUGGAGAGAGACAGCAUGUAGCAGAUUACACUCUCGCAAUCCCAGCACAGGGACCACAGCGCUGCGCAUACUGCCAGCAGGUAAAGGGUUAAUAACGCUGACACACUGAGAAGCCAAUGAGGUUUUCACUUGCACACUUUCCUCAGUGAGGUUUUCACAUGCACGCUUUCCUCAGUGAGGUUUUCCAUGCACACUUUCCUCAGUGUGGUUUUCACUUGCACACUUUCCUCAGUGAGGUUUUCACAUGCACACUUUCCUCAGUGAGGUUUUCACAUGCACACUUUCCUCAGUGAGGUUUUCACUUGCACACUUUCCUCAGUGAGGUUUUCCAUGCACACUUUCCUCAGUGUGGUUUUCCAUGCACACUUUCCUCAGUGAGGUUUUCACAUGCACACUUUCCACAGUGUGGUUUUCACAUGCACACUUUCCUCAGUGAGGUUUUCACUUGCACACUUUCCUCAGUGAGGUUUUCCAUGCACACUUUCCUCAGUGUGGUUUUCCAUGCACACUUUCCUCAGUGAGGUUUUCACAUGCACACUUUCCACAGUGUGGUUUUCCAUGCACACUUUCCUCAGUGAGGUUUUCACAUGCACACUUUCCUCAGUGAGGUUUUCACUUGCACACUUUCCUCAGUGAGGUUUUCACAUGCACGCUUUCCUCAGUGAGGUUUUCCAUGCACACUUUCCUCAGUGAGGUUUUCCAUGCACACUUUCCUCAGUGAGGUUUUCACAUGCACGCUUUCCUCAGUGAGGUUUUCACAUGCACGCUUUCCUCAACGCAGCUUAGA